AUGGAUAAGAGUUGGAUGUUUUUACCAAGACAAACUGAGGAGUAUAGAAAUGGUGUUCAAAGUUUCUUACAUUUUGCAUUUUCUAAUGCAAAUAUAAAUGGAAUGAUUUUAUGUCCAUGUAUACGGUGUAAGAUUGGUAUAUUUGUUUCAAAAGAGGUUGCCUUUGAUCAUUUGAUGGUUGAUGGAUUUAUCAAAGGUUAUACUCAUUGGGUAGCUCAUGGAGAGAUAUCAUAUAGUACAUCUACAAACUCUGCUUCUAUUCCAUCUAAAAAUUAUGCAGAUGAUAUGCAAGGUUUAGUUUAUGAGGCAUUUGGGAUCUCAGACAAUGAUAAUAGAAUUAGCACAUCAGAAAUUGAAAAUGAUAACGAGAUUCCAACGGAAGAGGCUGAUAAAUUCUAUAAAUUAAUUGAUGAUUCACAAAAAGAAUUAUAUCCAGGAUGCAAGAAAUUCUCAAAACUUGCAUUCAUGAUUCACUUGCUUCACUUAAAGUGUCUAGGAAAAAUUAAUAAUAAAAUUUUUGAUAUGCUUUUAGAUUUGUUGAGAGAAGCAUUUCCUAAUGCAAUGGAUGAUUUGCCUAAGUCAUACUAUGAAGCAGAGAAAUUGAUGAAGCAAAUAGGACUUGGUUAUGAAAAGAUUGAUGCUUGCCCUAAUGAUUGCACUUUGUACUGGAGGUUGGAUAAAGAAAGAAUUCAAUGUGAAACAUGUAGUGAGCUCAGAUGGGAAACAUCCGAAAAUGAUUCUACCGGUGAAAAGAGAAAAAUUUCACGUAAGGUUUUAUGGUAUUUUCCAAUAAAACCUAGAUUACAACGUUUGUUCAUGUCAUCCAAAACAGCAUCCCAUAUGAGAUGGCAUUCUGAAUCUCGUACAAAGGAUGGUUACAUGCGACAUCCAGCUGACUCUCCUACUUGGCAAACAUUUGAUCAUAAACACUCAGCAUUUGCAAAGGAUCCUAGGAACAUAAGGCUUGGUUUAGCAUCAGAUGGAUUUAAUCCAUUCAAAAAUAUGAGUGUGGCACAUAGUACAUGGCCGGUCAUUUUAAUGCCAUAUAAUCUUCCACCAUGGAUGUGUAUGAAGCAACCAUACUUUAUGUUGUCAUUAUUGAUACCCGGCCCAUUUGCUCUAGGAAAUAACAUCGACAUCUACUUGCAGCCUCUUAUUGUAGAUUUAAAGGAUUUGUGGGAGAUAGGAGUGCAAACAUAUGAUGCAUCAACUAAACAAAAUUUUCAAUUGCAUGCCGCAUUACUAUGGACAAUAAGUGAUUUCCCUGGAUAUGCAAACUUAUCAGGAUGGAGCACUAAAGGACAGCUUGCAUGCCCAGUAUGUCAUAAAUUUACACAUUCACAAUGGUUAAGAAAUGGUGGAAAAUACUGCUAUAUGGGUCACCGUAAGUUUUUAAAUAGUGAUCAUGUGUUUCGAAAAAAUGCUCAAUUGUUUGAUGGCACGGAAGAAUUUGGAAGACCACCACCCACACUUUCAGGAGACAUGGUGAUGGAUGAGUUGAAAAUUUUAAAAUUUACAUUUGGGAAAACAAUUAAUGACAAUUCAUCACUACCAUUUAAUUGGAAAAAAAUGAGUAUUUUUUUUUAUUUACCGUAUUGGAAAGAUAAUGUGAUACGUCACAAUCUAGACCUUAUGCAUAUUGAAAAGAAUGUUUGCGAAAAUAUUUGUGGGACACUGCUGAAUAUGGAAGGAAAAACAAAAGAUAAUCUUAAAUCACGACUUGAUUUGCAAGAAAUGGGGAUAAGAACAGCACUUCAUCCUAUUGAGAAAGGACCAAAGAAAGUUUAUUUACCUCCAGCAUCUUUUUCAAUGGGGAAAAAAGAGAAGAGCAUGUUUUGCAAGGUUCUAAAGCAAAUUAAAGUUCCAGAUGGCUAUGCAUCUAACAUAUCACGAUGUGUUCAAAUGAAACCGCCAAAAUUAAUUGGUCUAAAAAGUCAUGACAAUCAUAUUUUGAUGCAGCAAUUGUUGCCAGUAGCACUACGUAGAACCUUAUCUAAGUCAGUUCGAGUUCCGUUGAUUAAAUUAAGCAGAUAUUUUCGAGAGUUAUGUAGUAAAGUAAUCUCUCCUACGGAUAUGACUCGUCUAAGGAGAGAUAUUGCAGUGAUCCUUUGUGAGUUGGAAAAGAUUUUUCCUCCCUCAUUUUUUGACAUAAUGGUUCAUCUAACUAUUCAUUUGGCUACUGAAGUACAACUUGCUGGGCCAGUUCACUUUCGUUGGAUGUAUCCAAUUGAAAGGUACCUAGGGACAUUGAAGUCUUAUGUUCGAAAUAGAAAUAAGCCAGAAGGAUCUAUUGCUGAGGGGUAUUUGGCUGAGGAAUGUUUGACAUUCUGCUCUUUAUAUUUAGCAGAUUAUGUAGAGACAAGAUUUAAUCAAUCAUCAAGAAAUGAUAAUGCAAAUAUUGACUCAACAUUUGCAUUAGAUGUGUUUAACACAUCUGGCUAUGCACUUGGAAAGGCCAUUGCAACUAAGUUUGAUACUGAGAUAUUAAAGAAUGCACAUCAAUAUGUUGAACAUCGGGGAAUUGUGCAACUUAGUCAUUCUCGUCUUCCACUAUACCAAAUUGAACGUAUACAUAGUGAAACUUUUGCCUCAUGGUUUGCUAAUCAUAUUGAAGAUACAAAUCUUCCAGAAGAUGAUCCUGUUUCAAAUGAUUUGAGAUCACUUGCUAGAGGCCCGAAUAUCAUUAGGAUACAAUAUCAUAAAUUUGUUUCAAAUGGAUUUAGGUUUCAUACAAAAGAAGUGGAACGUAAGAGGAAAACUCAAAAUUGUGGUGUGACUGUUAGAGCAACUACUUCAAGUUAUUCAAGUAUAAAAGAUCACAAUCCAGUAUUAAGCGAACUUGAUUAUUAUGGGAUUUUGCAAAAUGUGAUUGAGUUAGAUUAUGGGGGAGGUCGAAAAGUUGCUUUAUUUGAAUGCGAGUGGGUCUCCAAAGGCAAACGGCUAAAAUUGGAUGAAGAUGGUUUUAUGUUGGCCAAUUUUAAAGAUGUUAGGCGUCAUAAUGAGCCUUAUAUUUUAGCAUCUCAGGCUAUGCAAGUAUUUUAUGUGGAAGAUCCAAAUGAUUGUGAUUGGCAUGUCAUUAUCACGACUGAUGCACGAGCGAAGUAUAAUAUGCAACCUAUGGCAGAUGUUGAUACAUAUCUUCAAAGUUAUAUUUGUAAUUCAGAAGCUUGCAAUGAACAUGAAGAAGUAGUCUGGGUUCGUGAUGAUAUUGCAGGAGUGGAAAUUGAUACUGAUUUAUGA
Zingiber officinale is the source of this 3240-nucleotide messenger RNA. RefSeq lists its product as uncharacterized. Lineage: Eukaryota; Viridiplantae; Streptophyta; Magnoliopsida; Zingiberales; Zingiberaceae. The transcript is spliced from 4 exons. The record is from RefSeq and is a predicted model, not a curated record. The coding region runs from base 1 to 3240 and encodes 1079 amino acids.